AUGGACAUUGUCCACCCAUCGUACAUUACUGUAGAUGACUUUACGGGAGAAGUGGCGUGGAUCAAACAGGUUGUAGAGGAAAACAGCGUCUGCCUUCCUAUGGCUAAAGUAACGAUCACUGGGCCGUUUGGAGAAAUUGUGACUGAGGCAGCGGUCUCGACAUCUCUGUCGUUGCAGUACCCGUAUAUAUUUUCAAAUCGGUCAGACAGGAUACUGCGCGAGCGGGGUCAGAAACUUGGAGAAGGAACUGUUCAAGCGCUGACUCGGUCCAAGGCGCGAGAGCUCGCCUCUGUGGCACCAGAAGAACCAAUCGCAGCAGCCAGCUGAUAAGCAAAUGAGGCUUUAUUGACGGAGUUAGAUCAUGACCUAGAGGGAGAGUCAACUGAUCAGCAAAAUGAGGCUUUAUCAACGGAACUAGAUCAGGGAGAACUAGCUGACACUCGCACAAGCAAAAUGGGGUCAGUACUGUCGCCGGCCUCGAAAAACUUUGAUCGGCUUGUACGAGUAAACAGAGAGUCGCUGGCAGCCCAGCAAGAGAACGAUCCUAGCUUAACUAGAUUACAGUUUAACGCUAAAGAAGGGAUCGCUAGGGGCAACGUGACGUUGCAUAAGAAAGGAGGUUUGUUGUAUCGGCACUACAGGGAUAAAAGAGGCCGGAUUCUAGAUCAAUUGGUCGUUCCUAGAGAAUACCGGGAGGAUCUUUUGAACCUCUGCCAUGGAAACGGGUGGUCCGGCCACCUAGGAAUAAAGAAAUCCAAAGAGAGAUUGCUAAUGGAAUACUAUUGGCCUGGGUGCUUCAAAGAUGUGGAGGAAUUUGUAAGAUCCUGUGACACGUGCCAACGCACGGGCGCUACCGCUGCGGACAAUGCUAAGAGAUGGUCUGCAGACAGCCAGUACUACACGGCCUUGGACUACACUCCACCCCAGAGACCGUUGAAUGGACAACCGACGAGGUACUGUCGCAGCGAUACUUUGGCAAACGUGGAGCGUGCGCUACCUCCCGUGCGCAAGCAAUCGGAGCCUGCAUACCCGCGAGGACGAGGUCCCUGGGACGUCCUGGACGCGAGGAGGCGCGAAGUGCAACCGCACGCCGUGAUUACACCACCGGCUACACCUUCCAUGACGACGACGACGACGGCAGCGGACUGGAAUCCUAGCUGUCCGAGUAAUCUCGGCGUGGUCGUGCUGCUCGUCGCCGCGUUCACGUUCACUCUGGUGUUGGCCGCUUUCGUAGUCGGCGCCCUGCGGCAGCAGCAGUAUCUUCGGCUACAGCAGCAGCAGACCAUGGUGCAGACUACGGCGUGGACGUCAUAUGCGAGGGUGUUCCGAUACGACGACUCUUCGGAUGCGACGAUGCGCUCGAGCAAUGUCACUAGCGACGACGCGCGUGACACUGGGGCGACCACUGUGAUAAUUACGCUGAAGGAUGAGGAGGUUGAAGAUGGAGAAGACGCGCAAGUGGAGGAGUAA
Rhipicephalus sanguineus (brown dog tick) is the source of this 1470-nucleotide messenger RNA. RefSeq lists its product as uncharacterized. Lineage: Eukaryota; Metazoa; Arthropoda; Arachnida; Ixodida; Ixodidae. The transcript is spliced from 3 exons. The record is from RefSeq and is a predicted model, not a curated record.